AAUGGAAAGAGUUAGAGAGAUUUUGGUGGAGCUGAAAUGUUACCCGCGUAAAAAGGAAGCCGUAGCUCUUAUAAGAAGAUUCGUGGAGAUUAUAGAAGAGACUGAUAACGGGGAGGAGAGAGAUCAUCUCAUGUCAGAAAUCUUCAACCUCUUCACAACAGAUGAUACAGAUCAGGUACUGCUUCAAAUUAUGUUCCAACAGAAAGAAAUCAAAAUGCUGAGAAUUUUAAAAAUUCUUGCAGAUCUGCUUUGUAUAUGGGGUAAAAUAAACCCCGAAAAAAGGAACAAGUUUGCUGGUAAACUUAAUUUCAUAGACAAGUCUAUUUGGAGUAAAUUUACUCCUCUCGGAACAAAUGUAACAAAUCUGAAACUCGUGGUUGAGAUUUUUUACCACAUGGCCAAUUUUAGAAUCAUUGACGAGAUGCCUACUCUGCUUAAAAUGGUGAAGGGUUUUUGGCAAGAUGAAGAGUUGCUUCAUGGCACUGUGAGGUUAGUGGCCAAGCUGUGGGUAUUCCUUUUACACGAUGGACUCCUCAACCAUAGAACGCCUGAAUUUGAAAUGGAAACUCACUCUAAUAAUACCUACUACUUAUCUGUUCUGAUGCGCAUCUCCUUUGAUAAAUACCCUAAUUCAUUCGAAAAGACGAUUAAUUUCCCAAGAAAUUGUGCAGCACCUCAAAACAAAGCCUUUCCACUUAUAAGGGAGUGGUUAGAAACAUUGUUAGCUAAUCUUGGUAAAAGGGCUCGUGUUCAGAAAUUGCUUAAAGCAAUUCGUCCAAUUAUGCCGAUAGUGAGCGGGACAAUAAAAUGUAUCUACGAGAAAAAUGAGUUAGCAGCAACAUACGGGAGUGAUAAUUACCUUCUCACCAUAAUGAGAGCUCUCAAUUUAAUGCUUCUUCAGCAAAAAGAUCCCGAGAUUAAUUUUAAAGUGAUCAUUGAAUCUAAGAUAAUGAUUAACUUGAUGGAUGUUUUUGAGAAAUAUCCUCCAGAAGUAAUAUUCCAAUCACCUGAAUUCGACGAUGACGACGAUGAUUGCGAUACAAGUUUGUUUUUUCUAACUGUUGAGAGGUUCCUAAGGCUGCAUUCUAGAGCUAUCAUACCGAAGACUCUUCAGGAGAAACACAACAUCCUGAAUACACUUCUCAAAAUAGUAAAAUGUGAGAAAUUCUAUGAGAGAGAAACGCUCAAAUUCCAUAGCAAAACGGCUCGCAAAAAUCCUCUGCCGUUCAUGCCUGGUGAACGUUUCAAGCAUCUGGAGAAAGUCUAUAAAGAUGACUUGAAAGCAGGAGUCUUUUUCGAGAAUUAUUGCAAUUCCGAGAUAAACAUUGUGUCAUCAUUAAUAGCUCAUGCUGAGAAACAUGAACACGCUGUACAUGAUAUUUCAACUCUUUUGAGAACAAUUGUGAACCAUUGCAAUUCACCUGAGCUAGUCGAUCUUGUUCUUCCUUUCUUACGACUCGGAUAUGAACGUUCCGGUUACAAAUUCGACAUGUGGUCCCGGGACCUGGACAGGUGUUAUGAUGAGAAUGGCCGUUCUCGUAUGGUAUUAAGUAUGAGUUACCCUUGUGCUACAUUGGAUGUGAUCUAUUUUAUCGUCGAGCAUUCAACGCUUUCCCGAUUACAGGAAAUAGAAACUGAAUACGAUUUUAUUUGGUUUAUUUUAAGGGUAAUAGGAUUAACCACUAAUUAUGAACACGUGGGAGAUGCAUUUCAGAUUAUCCUCAGCUUGAUGGAUAAACAUCAUUUCAAACUUUUAUCCCCCGAGGUCAUUGUAGAUCAGAUGCCUCUAAUCUUCAAGAGGAAAAGCCUCGACAGAUUAGCUGAAAAUUGUGCAAGAGAAAUUGCAGUCAAGUUAGCUUUUUCACUGAUGUCUAGCCCAAACUAUGAUUCUCUGUAUGAAAAGCUUCAAAACCUACCCGAUUUUGAACCCACCUUAAACGAUCAUGUGAAGGAUCACUGGUGUAUGGUUCCUCAUAGGCCAGCUGCUGUAGGGCUGAUGUGGUUCAUGGUGAAGAGUGGUAAAUGCAGAGGAGUAAUCAACACAUUCACCAUCAUGGAGUCACAUGCGUUGGAAAAGACUGUUGGAUAUCUGGACUUCGGAAACACUGAAAUUGCCAGAAUUCUGAAACAUUUAGCUGAUGAGAUAAUUAUGUAUUUGGUUCGAGAUCCCCCGUACAACGCUAAAUAUUUAAUUGAUUUAACCAACUGUAUGGUUGUUAUUGCAAGAUCUAGUUCUCUUGAUGAGGAACUGUAUGUUCUUGAGGAUAUGGUGUCUCCAGCAAUGUGGCUUCUUGAGAAACAAGACGAUGAAAGAUAGUGGCAAAUGUAAAAGAGUUUAUCAAAAUAUUGCAUUAAAUGGAAAUUGUGAAAAUUAGAUCUCAUCCUUGUCAGCGUUUUUGCUUUAAAGGUUGUUAUUAUAUACACGAUUACACGAUUUUUUUACACGAUUAGAAAAUGUAUUUGUUAUACUGGAAUAAUAACAAUUUUAAAAUAUAAAAUAAAUCACUUCCCUCUGAAGUAGAACAGAUGAUGGGAGAGCUUCAAACAUGGCGAUGGAGGGAAGCGGUGUCUCACCGCUGGGAGGUAAAUUAAUACCCGUAUCGCGAUGGUAAAAUUUUAUGAUAUGAGAUCUCAAGU
This is a messenger RNA of Bolinopsis microptera, 2637 nucleotides long. RefSeq lists its product as uncharacterized. The record is from RefSeq and is a predicted model, not a curated record. NCBI's taxonomy places the organism in Eukaryota, Metazoa, Ctenophora, Tentaculata, Lobata, Bolinopsidae. The transcript is spliced from 3 exons. The coding region runs from base 2 to 2317 and encodes 771 amino acids.